CGCCGUCGCCAUGAGCUCGUUCCUGGGCCAGAUGUCGGAGUACCCGACCCUGGCCAUCGACCGCUUCGACCGGGAGAACCUGUCCGCCAGGGCCUACUUCCUCUCCCACUGCCACAAGGACCACAUGAAAGGUCUGAGAGCCCCUUCCUUGAAAAGGCGACUGGAGUGCAGUUUGAAGGUUUAUCUCUACUGCUCCCCCGUCACCAAAGAGCUGUUGCUAACUAGCCCGAGGUACCGUUUCUGGGAGCAUCGAAUUAUUUCCCUUGAAGUUGAAACACCUACUCAGAUUUCUUUAACUGAUGAAGCAACUGGUGAGAAGGACGAGAUUCUGGUGACUCUCCUACCAGCUGGUCACUGCCCGGGAUCUGUCAUGUUUUUGUUUCAAGGUAACGGUGGCACGGUGCUGUACACAGGGGACUUCAGACUGGCCAAAGGAGAAGCUGCCAGGAUGGAACUCUUGCACUCUGGGAGCAGAGUGAAAGACAUCCAGAGUGUGUAUUUAGACACCACUUUCUGUGACCCAAAGUAUUAUCAGAUUCCGAGUCGGGAGGAGUGUCUGCAUGGCAUAUCAGAGUUGGUACGAAGUUGGAUCACCCUGAGCCCCUACCAUGUGGUGUGGCUGAACUGCAAAGCAGCCUAUGGGUAUGAGUACUUAUUCACAAAUCUCAGCGAGGAAUUUGGAGCUCAGGUGCACGUGAACAAACUGGACAUGUUUAGAAACAUGCCUGAUAUCCUUCAUCACAUCACAACAGAUCGCGGCUCUCAGAUCCACGCUUGUCGGCAUCCAAGGGCUGAAGAAUUUUUUCGAUGGAACAGAUUGCCUUGUGGAAUGACUUCUAAAGACGGAACUCCCCUGCAGGUGAUCAGCAUUAAACCAUCCACCAUGUGGUUUGGCGAGAGGACCAGAAAAACAAAUGUGAUUGUGAGGACUGGAGAGAGUUCCUACAGGGCUUGCUUUUCGUUCCAUUCCUCCUACAGUGAGAUUUUGGAUUUCUUGAGUUAUAUCCGGCCCGUGAAUGCGCACCCCAAUGUCAUUCCCAUGGGAGCGACUAUGGAUAAAGUUGUCGAAAUUUUAAAGCCAUUGUGCCGGGCCUCUGGUAGACACGAUGAGCCGAAGUACAAACCUCUUGGAGUGCUGAAAAGAGCAAGAACCUGGGAUGACGAUUCAGAGGAGGAGCGAGAAGAUGACCUGUUUGACGACACACCGCUGAUGCCGUUGCGGCACAAGGUGGCCCUCCCUCAGCGAGCCCCGGCCCCCUCCCCGAAGGCCGCGCGGGGAAGCCAUCGCUGGAGUGAACGCGGCCGGAGUGGCAAGGCCAACUCCACACCAACCGCCCUCCCGGAGAACUGCAUGGACUGCGAGGAAUCCAACAGCGAAGAGGAUGAGGAGGAGGCCAGCGACCCCACCAUCCUCUCCGGGGACCGGGCGAAAGCCCCCGAUUCGGAACAGCCCUUGCCAGGAGAGAACGGAGGCGGCGAGCCGAUUCGGGCCCCGGAGCCGGUAGCGGACGGGCCCCAGUGGGGGGUCUUCUUUAAAAAAACAGCCGAAGCCACAGAUGAGGGCUCCGCCUCCUUCCCCGGCUCCAGCGAGGCAGGUGGUUCCCAGUCCCCCCGGCUCUUCAGUGAUUCAGAUGGGGAGUCCACCCACAUCUCUUCCCAGGACUCCUCUCAGUCCACCCACAUCUCCGAAAUGGGAAGCCAAGGCUGGGACAGCCAGUCAGACACCGUCCUGCUUUCGUCCCAAGAAAGACAGGCCGGCGGGGAGACUUCCUCCAUCCACAGAGGGGGCUGUAAAACAAGGACCCCGGAGCCCCCCGCCGCUCACCGCUCGGACCAACCCCAACCUUGUCUGAAAGGGAUUCCCGCCGAUUUGAAAAGCAGAGACCCAGGCAGGCCAUCUGCUAGAGGAGGCUGCGAGAAACACCCACCCGAAGAGAAAAGGAGCAGGAAUCCCAGCACUAACGCGGAUUCUCAGAGCUCCUCGGACUUUGACAUUCCCUCGACCCCCGACGCCGAGCUCCCCAAACCGGAACACUUACGACCUCUCUAUGAGAAGCUGGCCGAGGGGGAAGCUAUCGUGGUUGAGAGAAAGCCCCGGACGGCCAAUCUUUAAGCAGAUUUGAAUUACAUUUCUUUUCUUUUUCCAUUUUAAAAACCAAAAAAAACCAAGUUGACAUAAAAUUCAGGUUGAAAAGCCCAGUUUAAAGCUGUCCACAUUUCAGGACAAGUGAGCAAAAUGACCUGUUUGUAUUUAAGGGAACGUAAGGACGUGACCUGAUCGGCAGUGAAAACGUGGGACUGAGGAAGACUACUCUGGGAAAAUAACUGGAGAUCCACAGAAAAAGGCGGCCAGUUAGAAAAUCAGUAUCAAGUUGGUUUACCUUCGUGAAUCAAUCAAUGGUAUUUAUUGGGUGCAGAGGACUAUUAAAACACAUGGGAGAGUCUGAUAAAAUAGAGUUGGUAGACAAGAUCCUAAAUAAUGUCCUCAUUCAGCAUUUAAACCAUUUUGUACAAGAAUCUUUAAAUAUGAAGGUUGUUCAAUAGUAAACUGUUUUCAAUUUUGCAUAAAUCACCCUGCUUGGAAGUUUUUGAACACU
This is a messenger RNA of Tachyglossus aculeatus (Australian echidna), 2597 nucleotides long. RefSeq names its product DNA cross-link repair 1C (gene DCLRE1C). The transcript is spliced from 14 exons. Gene Ontology annotation, molecular function: 5'-3' DNA exonuclease activity; damaged DNA binding. NCBI's taxonomy places the organism in Eukaryota, Metazoa, Chordata, Mammalia, Monotremata, Tachyglossidae. Gene Ontology annotation, biological process: interstrand cross-link repair; protection from non-homologous end joining at telomere; double-strand break repair via nonhomologous end joining. The coding region runs from base 11 to 2113 and encodes 700 amino acids. The record is from RefSeq and is a predicted model, not a curated record.